AUGGAGGUGGAGCUAACUCGCCGGCCGGGAGGGCCUCCGCCGCUUGUCAGGCUCACAGUCAUCGACAAUCACCACUUCACAAGUACACCAUUUCUGGUUUCUCCACCAGGCUAUGACUUCUUCAAAUACCUUCUUGGUUAUGCAAAGAGGAUUAACAUCAACCUGCAGAUCAACAAGCUUGAAAAUUUCCCACUUCAGAACCUAAAUUCCCAGACCUUAAACUCCUCCCCAGAUGAGAUCUUGAUCAUUUCUGCCCAGUUCAGGCUCCACAACCUGAGCCACCACUCCCCAGAUGACAGGUCAGAGUUCUUGAGAGGGCUGAGGAAUUUAGGUCCAAAAGGCGUGGUUUUGAGCGAGAACAAUGCAGAUUGUAGCUGCAGCCAUUGCGGGGACUUCGCCAAUGGAUUAUCCAGGAGGGUGGAGUACUUGUGGAUGGAAGGAGAAGCAGUAAAGGCAUUGACAAAUGUGGGAGAAAUGAAUGAGUGUAAAGAGAAAUGGUGCCAGAGAAUGAUGAGUGUUGGGUUUGUAGGCCAAGCAUUUCGAGAAGAUGCAAUCGACACAGCACGAGCGUGGUUGCCAGAGUGUGGUUCCAUGGAAGAGAAAGAUGCCGACGGGCUAGUGAGAAGGAAAAUAUUGAGUAAGAAGAAGAUAUGGCUAGUGAGCCAUGGCGACGGGCGGCGGCGGAGCGGCGCAGUGGAUGCUUCUCUGGUUCGGCACCGCCAACAUCGCCGUGUGAUCCAAGAAAUCUUUGAGCUCCACAGUCGACUAUAA
Ipomoea nil (Japanese morning glory) is the source of this 771-nucleotide messenger RNA. Its product is annotated as nodulation-signaling pathway 1 protein-like. The record is from RefSeq and is a predicted model, not a curated record. Lineage: Eukaryota; Viridiplantae; Streptophyta; Magnoliopsida; Solanales; Convolvulaceae. Bases 1 to 771 code for a protein of 256 amino acids. The transcript has 2 exons.